Molecule: messenger RNA, 3752 nt
Organism: Impatiens glandulifera
Lineage: Eukaryota; Viridiplantae; Streptophyta; Magnoliopsida; Ericales; Balsaminaceae
Product: protein argonaute 1-like
Exons: 20
Coding region: 199-3453 (1084 amino acids)
Biological process (GO): regulatory ncRNA-mediated post-transcriptional gene silencing
Cellular component (GO): cytoplasm
Molecular function (GO): RNA binding; protein binding
Source: RefSeq, a predicted model, not a curated record
GUAUGUGUUUCUUCUCUUUCAUGCUCUCACUCUCUCUCUCUCUCACUCACUCACUGUCUUUCCCUGUUUGCAAGUUUUGUGUUGGUGUUAGAUUACACAAUUUGCUCUCAGGAAAUCAUCGGAGUUGUUUCUUGAUUUCAUCGCAUCUUCGUUUUCCAAGGACUUUUUGAGGUUUCGGUCUAUCCAGAAGGUAUUGAAAUGGCGAAUAAGAAGAGGACUGAUCAGGCCUAUGAGGGUCAAAGCUCUGAAUCUCAGGAAAGUGGUGGAGGACGUGGUGGUUAUCCUCCACAAGGAGGGCGUGGUGGACGAGGAUUGGUUUCACAAUCCCAGCAUGGCCGUGGCGGCCGCACUGGACCUCCCCAACAGCAAUACGGGGGGAGGGGCGGUCAACAGCAAUAUGGUGGUGGUCUUCAAGAAUAUCAGCAACAGGGAAGGGUUGCACAACACCAAUCUCGUGGUGGAUCUUCUCAACAUCGAAGGGGAAGUGGCCGCGGAGGACCUCCAGCUGGUGGUGCUUCCAGGACACAAUAUCUCGAUCUGCACCAAGCAAGUCAGCCCAUCCUUGAAUCAGCAGACAGUACUGCUGAAACAGGAGGUGUACUGAAUCCUUCAACAGUGAACUUGCAGCUUCAGCAAUUUACUGUUCAGGAGAAGUCUUCUGAUCAGGCCAUUCAACUUGUGCCUCCUUCUAGCAGCAAGUCAAUGAGGUUCCCACUUCGCCCUGGUAAAGGUAGUAAUGGCAUAAAGUGUAUUGUCAAGGCUAAUCACUUUUUUGCUGAACUACCAGACAGAGAUUUACAUCAAUAUGAUGUAUCUAUUACACCUGAAGUUGCAUCAAGGGGUGUAAAUCGAGCUGUGAUUGGACAACUGGUGAAACUCUAUAGGGAAUCUCAACUUGGUAAACGCUUACCUGCAUAUGAUGGAAGAAAGAGUUUGUAUACUGCAGGACCACUCCCCUUUAUCCAUAAGGACUUUAAAAUAACACUUCUUGAUGAAGAUGAUGGCACUGGCAAUGCAAGACGUGAGAGGGAGUUCAAAGUGGUGAUCAAAUUUGCAGCUCGUGCUGACUUGCAUCAUUUAGGAAUGUUUCUAGAGGGUAGGCAGGCUGAUGCACCACAGGAAGCUCUACAGGUUCUUGACAUUGUUUUGAGAGAGUUGCCUACUAUGAGGUAUUCCCCUGUGGGCCGCUCCUUCUAUUCUCCUGAUCUUGGGAGAAGACAGUCUUUGGGUGAAGGACUGGAAAGCUGGCGGGGGUUUUACCAGAGCAUUCGCCCUACUCAGAUGGGACUGUCCCUGAAUAUUGAUAUGUCAUCCACUGCCUUUAUUGAGCCACUGCCUGUAAUAGAUUUUGUCACCCGACUUCUAAUCAGGGAUGUUUCCUCUAGGCCAUUGUCUGAUGCUGACAGAGUCAAGAUCAAGAAGGCUCUUAGAGGAGUUAAGGUAGAAGUUACACACAGGGGCAAUAUGCGCAGAAAAUACAGAAUAUCUGGCUUAACAUCACAGGCAACACGUGAGCUAACCUUCCCUGUUGACGACAGAGGCACUGUCAAAUCUGUUGUGGAGUACUUCCAAGAGACUUAUGGAUUUUCAAUUCAACAUACUCAAUGGCCUUGUUUACAAGUCGGUAAUCAACAAAGACCCAACUAUUUGCCAAUGGAGGUAUGUAAAAUAGUAGAAGGGCAAAGGUACUCCAAGAGAUUGAACGAGAGGCAAAUAACUGCUCUUCUUAAGGUUACCUGUCAGCGACCACAGGAAAGAGAGUAUGACAUUCUCCAGACUGUUCGUCAUAAUGCUUAUUCUGAAGAUCCAUAUGCUAAGGAGUUUGGAAUUAAAAUCAGCGACAAACUUGCUGCAGUUGAAGCGCGGAUUUUACCAGCUCCAUGGCUCAAGUAUCAUGACACUGGAAGAGAAAGAGAUUGUUUGCCACAAGUUGGUCAAUGGAACAUGAUGAAUAAAGUAAGACCUAUAAUUAGUUUAUCUUCUAGUCAGGUCUUAUUACUUGUAUGUGUUUGUUUGUCUUUUGUUUAUAAUUUUGACCUUUUUUUGCAGAAAAUGGUCAAUGGUGGGACAGUAAACAAUUGGUUCUGCAUUAACUUUGCACGAAAUGUCGCCGAAAAUAUUGCCAAUGGUUUUUGCUCUGAACUUGCCCAGAUGUGUAAUAUAUCUGGAAUGGCAUUCAACCCACAACCUGUGGUCCCCUCAACAAGUGCCAGACCUGAUCAAGUAGAAAGGGUUCUAAAAGCCCGCUUCCAUGAAGCUAUGACCAGACUCCAUGGUCAAAGCAAGGAACUUGACCUGCUGAUUGUUAUUCUUCCAGAUAACAAUGGGUCUCUCUAUGGUGAUCUGAAGCGUAUAUGCGAGACAGAUCUUGGCAUAGUUUCCCAAUGUUGUCUGACAAAGCACGUUUUCAAGAUGAGUAAACAAUAUCUUGCAAACGUGGCUUUGAAGAUUAAUGUUAAAGUUGGGGGGAGGAAUACAGUUCUUCUUGAUGCAUUAUCUAGGAGCAUACCUCUUGUAAGUGACAGGCCAACAAUCAUUUUCGGAGCUGAUGUAACUCAUCCUCACCCUGGCGAGGACUCUAGUCCCUCCAUAGCAGCGGUUGUUGCUUCACAAGACUGGCCUGAGAUAACAAAAUAUGCAGGCCUUGUAUCUGCUCAAGCACAUAGGCAAGAGCUCAUUCAAGAUUUGUUCAAGAGCUGGCAAGAUCCUCAAAGGGGAGCUGUAUCUGGUGGAAUGAUAAAGGAACUUCUCAUAUCAUUUCGAAGAGCAACUGGUCAGAAACCUCAAAGAAUAAUAUUCUAUAGAGACGGUGUAAGUGAGGGACAGUUCUAUCAGGUUCUCCUUUAUGAACUUGAUGCCAUUCGAAAGGCAUGUGCUUCCUUAGAACCAAACUACCAGCCUCCAGUGACAUUUGUUGUAGUCCAGAAAAGGCAUCACACAAGGCUGUUUGCCAAUAAUCACCGCGAUCGAAAUGCAGUGGACAGGAGUGGAAAUAUUCUUCCUGGUACUGUGGUGGAUUCUAAGAUUUGUCAUCCUACAGAGUUUGACUUCUAUCUCUGUAGUCAUGCCGGUAUUCAAGGUACCAGUAGGCCUGCCCACUACCAUGUACUGUGGGAUGAAAACAAGUUCAGUGCUGAUGAGCUGCAAACACUGACUAACAAUCUCUGCUACACAUAUGCUAGGUGCACCCGUUCUGUUUCCAUAGUCCCCCCAGCUUAUUAUGCACAUUUGGCUGCAUUUCGGGCUCGGUUCUACAUGGAACCCGAGACGUCUGAUAGCGGGUCAAUGGUCAGCGGUGCAGUUGCUGGACGAAUGGGAGGAGGAGGACAGAGAGGUGGUGGUGGUGGUGGUGGUGGCACAAGGGGAGGACUAGCAAGUCCAAAUGUUGCUGCUGCUGUGAGGCCUCUUCCUGCACUUAAAGAAAAUGUGAAGAGAGUCAUGUUCUACUGUUAGGCUAUUUUAUCUAUAUUUCCUAUUUACUAAAAACUUAUUAUUUCAAGUACCUUGUCUUUCUUUGGAUUCUGUUUGUUUGUGAGUGUCUUUCUUUGGAUUCUGUUUGUUUGUGAGUGUCUUUCUUUGGAUUCUGUUUGUUUGUGAGUUUUAUUUAUACAUUGUGUGGGUCUUUAUUUAUGCAUUGUGUGAGUCUUAUUUAUACAUUGUGCGCGUAUUUAUUUAUACAUUGUGUGUAUGUCAAAUCCUGAAAUACUCUGUUUGUAUUUAUGUAUCAGUUUGACUUAGAGUUGUUUAUUCUA